AUGGAAAAUUGGUCCGUUGAUCAAGUCUGCAACUGGUUGAGACAAAGAAAUUUAGGAGAACUAGUUCCUAAAUUUCGUGAAGAAGAAGUAAGUGGAGCAGCUCUUCUGGCUCUUAAUGAUCGUAUGGUACAGCAGCUGGUGAAGAAAAUUGGGCACCAGGCAGUGCUGAUGGACCUGAUUAAUAAGUAUCAGCAGCAACAAAAAAGUGGGAUAGAAUCCCAUACAUACAGUUGUGAAACAGCCUCUCCAAAAUUUCCAGAAGCAAUCAGUGGAAAAAAUCUGAAAUCUUAUUUUGCAAGAUACAAGACAUUGCAGUGGACAAGUGCUUAUGCUUUGCCAGACUUCCCUUACGAUGUCAAGUGCAUAUUGGCAGAAAAAAAAUGCCCUGAUCACAGUAUGAGAAUAAGGAUUAUUGAAUUUUUACAAGCAGACAUGACAAAAUACCUGGAAGGAUCACUGUACCCGAACAGUCAGCAAUAUAACGUUGUUGUCAGUGCUCUGCUGCAGGCAUAUCCGUUCCUUGAUGAAGAUGGGAAUGGGUUUUUGCUAUGGAAACGGGCCCUUAAAGAUCGUUUCAAAUAUGUGCGGAGACCCAUUGAAGAUGAUGAGCAAGUCCUGAGGAACAAGUGCAAGUUUGGCCACAGGCGAGGACAGACCAGGAAAUUUUCAUUUGCUGAAAACAAACCUGGUGACAUCCAGGUGCAGGUGGAGGAAGAACUUGUUCAUCUUGAAGGCAGUGCAAUGGAUGUACAUAUUAAUUGGCUUAAGGAAGAAUAUAUGAAAACUCAGAAGGACUGGAAAGAAGUGGAUAACAGAAUGAAUGUGACAAUAGAGAUACGGAGAAAGAUGAUCAGCAAUAAGGCACCAUUAAAAGACAUUCUUAGACUAUUUCCUUUCUUAAGAUGCCCUUAUCAGCUUUUUAGGGAGUUCCAGCUUCUCACACACAUGGACAUUCAUAAGAAAACAACUGAGAUUUUGGAGAUUUAUUCAGAAAACAUAUUAUCUUUGUAUGUGGUGAGGAAUAAUCCAAUUAACAUUAUGCUGCAAGAAAAUCUGAAGCGGCACGCAGAGGAAGACAUUCUGAAAUAUAUGAAAAUGACUGCUGCAUGCUUACUCCUGCCAGAUGUCUUUGGAGAUGAUUCCAGUCUGUUUGCUGCAGUGAAUGAGGAGGUAAAGGCAGUGACACCAGUACUGGAAGUAAAAAAUCCCUUUGAUGUGAAUUCGAGUGAGUUUGCACUGUAUGUGGAAAGAGAAGAGCUAGCCCAGCUCGAUGACUGCACCAUGGGCCUGGCUGCGCUGGUGGCUGCCUUUCAUGUGUUCGGUAUCCCAUGCCCCAAGAGAAUCCACAGGACACUGAACUUCCUCGAGUCCCUGGUCUUUGAGGUGAGGAGCUCAGCAUCCUUGCCCAACCAGGUAAAGAGAGAGCUGGAGGCACCAGAGUAUCCCAGUAUCUGA
Molecule: messenger RNA, 1455 nt
Organism: Merops nubicus (carmine bee-eater)
Lineage: Eukaryota; Metazoa; Chordata; Aves; Coraciiformes; Meropidae
Gene: SAMD3
Product: sterile alpha motif domain containing 3
Exons: 9
Coding region: 1-1455 (484 amino acids)
Molecular function (GO): protein binding
Source: RefSeq, a predicted model, not a curated record